This is a messenger RNA of Pseudoliparis swirei, 4353 nucleotides long. Its product is annotated as coiled-coil domain-containing protein 85A-like. Lineage: Eukaryota; Metazoa; Chordata; Actinopteri; Perciformes; Liparidae. The coding region runs from base 1 to 1317 and encodes 438 amino acids. The record is from RefSeq and is a predicted model, not a curated record. The transcript has 4 exons.
AUGGAGAAAGGCGCGCAGCUGCUCUCCAAGAGCGCGGAGGGUCCGGCGGAGGACGUCUCCAAAAUGACCGACGAGGAGCUGCUGAAGUGGGGCAAAGAGGAGCUGGUGCGGCGGCUGCGGAGGGCGGAGGCGGGGAAGAGGAGCGCCAUCGUGGAGCACGGCAAUCUGAUGCGGGAGGUGAACCGGAGACUCCAGCAGCACCUGAACGAGAUCCGGAGUUUAAAGGACGUGAACCAGAAACUGCAGGAGGACAACCAGGAGCUGCGGGACCUGUGCUGCUUCCUGGACGACGACCGGCAGAAGGGGAAGCGGGUGUCGCGCGAGUGGCAGCGCCUCGGCCGCUACAGCGCCGGCCUGAUGAGGAAGGAGGUGUCCAUCUACCUGCUGAAGCUGAAGGAGCUGGAGCAGCGGCAGCUGGAGGUCGUCCGGGAGAACCUGGAGCUCAAGGAGGUGUGCCUCAUGCUGGAGGAGGAGAGGGUUGCGGCCGUGGUCGGAGGAGGAGGGCCCGGAGGCCCCGGACGAAGGAGCUCCGUUGAUAGUCAGAGCAGCCUCUCUCUGGGUGGGGGGGCCCCGGCGCCUGGACUGCUGCGGGACGUCGGCGACGGGAGCAGCACCUCCAGUGCGGGGAGCACCGAUGGCCCCAACAACCCCCACCUGAAGGCCCCCACGCUGGGCUCCAAGCAAACCCACAAACCAGAAGACGUGUGCCCGUCCACGGGCAGGAGGCACAGCUCCACCCCAGAGUACCACACCUUCCCCCAGUCCUACCGCCCCCGCGGGGGCUCCCUCACCAACGUGGACCCGCUUGGCCCUCGGGGACGCAGCCCGGAGAAACCCGGCAAGUCCCCCACCAGGCCACGGGGAAACUCCCACGCCAAACCCUGCAGCUCUGACCUGCUGGCCCACAAACAGCUGUCGAUGUCAGGGCAGGCGGCGCCGGGUGGCGGGAAGAGCUCGGCCCAGUCCAGCCCGGAGCUGAGUCAGAGACACCGGUCGGUCCACGCGGCGGGGGCGGGCUGCGGGGGCCCCGAGGCCAAGCCGGCAGCGACGGGGACGCCGGAGCACCUGAGGAAAGGGCGGGUGGUGGUGGGUAGUCCGGAGUCGAUACGGCACCACCACCACCACGGCCCGGGGGUGGAGCACGGCAAGGGGAGGUACGGCAGUGGCUCCCCCGGCCGGGACGGGAGUCAGAGGAGGGCACUGGGAGAGGAGAUGGGCCCCCACCACCAGAGCCUGUACAACGCUCUGAUAUCCGCUGGUUGCUGCACCAACUCCUGUAGGAACGUAAAGCUUUGGGACAGCUUUGAUGCCUCCUGACCAUUGACCUGCCUCUCGAACAGAUUGCCCGAAGAGGAGGCGAGAUGGAUAGAAGACGGAGGCGUGAACCGGACAGAGAAACAAUCGUCACCUCUUAAAAACCAAGCGAGGGCGCCGAUGAGGGAGACGAGGCUAUAGGACCCUGGGAACUCUUCAACCUGCUGCUGCUGCUAUGCAUUCCCCCCGCGGACCACCAGAAAAGACGGAGGGCUGCUGCCAAAAACAAAGAGAGGACGACGGGUGAAGGCAGUUGAGAAUCUUGUCGUGGCCAAAAAAAGGUUGUCCGAAGUUUUUGGACCCGUCAGAACCUCACCACGGAAGAAUGACACGACGCAAUGUGAUCCAGGCGGUGACGGCUUUUCCCAAGGCAUCGCGGACCUGGAGAUUAUGAGCACAAAAAGAAGUUACUGCGUCAAUUUGAAUUUAUUCAAGAGACGGUCGUCUUCUGUCACAGCUCUGGUUUUAGAAGCUUCGAGGAGCAAGAGGUCGGAUAAUCAGAGAGGUCGUCAACGAGAAGGUUUAUUUAGAGGCUCUACUGAAAAAAGGGGAUAGGAAUCCUUCAGCGCACACAAGGACCCAGGAAAACCUGCCAAUGGGGGUCUGGUGGCUUCACUCCAACAUUCCUGUUUCCUAACUUCAUCUGCGACAGUUAGUCGAUUCGUCAUUGACAACCGACUGGAUGAUCUAUUUAACUUUGACUUGUAAUUGUUUAAAUAGAAUGCCAAAAUUCUUUAAUCUCAGCUUUUAAAAUGUGAAUAUUUUGUGGCUUCAGUCUUUUAGAUUUCGAACCGUGGGGCAAAACUAGGACAUCACGUCCUUGGGUUUUUUGGUAAAUUAUGACUAAUUCAGAAAAAACAAUUCAUUUAAAAGAAUAAUCUACGGAUAAUGAAAAUUAUUGUUGUUGCAACACUCAUCUCACAAAUAUCGGCCUUGUUACGGUUUACUCACAGAGCUGAGAUUACAGAUUCCUCCUGGUGCUGACUUCCACCAGAGAACCCCUGGAAGGCUUUUAUUGUGAAAAAUAUCCAUAAAUCCAACGUACCUUUUGUCCACCAGUGAACUCCAUGAAGGCUUUUAUUGUGAAAUGUUUUCAUGAAUCCAACGUACCUUUUUUCCACCACUAAACCCCCGAAAGGCGUUUAUUGUGAAAUAUUUCCAUAAAUCCAACGUACCUUUUUUCCACUAGAGAACCCCUAGAAGGCUUUUAUUGUGAAACAUUUGCAUAAAUACAACAUACCUUUUCCACCAGAGAACCCCUAGAAGGCUUUUAUUGUGAAACAUUUGCAUAAAUACAACAUACCUUUUCCACCAGAGAACCCCUAGAAGGCUUUUAUUGUGAAACAUUUGCAUUAAUCCAACAUACCUUUUCCACCAGUGAACCCCUGGAAGGCUUUUGAACGGAAAUUGAACGUUCAUCGUUGCUCAUGGUUUAGCCUGACAUGAGUAACUUCACCCAUUAUUUAAAAAAUAAUCAUAAAUACGAUAAACUCUGAUGGAUGUCGGCCACUUCUGCUAAACUGAGGAUUUUUUUAAAGGUUGUAUUUAUUUCCCCUUCGGACUUUUUCCACCAGAUCUCAGCCAAUCCCUUGAUUACACCUUAUUUGAUCAACAUAAAUAUAAUGAAACUUCCAUAACCGACUCAUUGUUUGAGUCGCGUUAUUCUUUUCAUCAACCUGAAUAUCUUUUGCUUUUUAUUACCGUUGAUCAGGAAAAAAACGUCACAAUGGGCAGAAGAAACUAAAAUGGAAGAUAAUGGUCGGAUGCAGCCGUCAACCGGAUGAGAACCGUGUUGUUAUUAUUACUGAGUCAGCCAGACUGUAAUAAAGAUGAAUUACAUUCAAAGACAAACGCAGCAGUUCAUUAAAAUGGAUAGAAGUCGACGCAGCAGUUACCAGCACAACAUGUGUGUGUGUGUGUGUGUGUUGUUGUUGUUUAGGGGAGGAGCUUCACUCUGGUAGUGCUCCUCGGUCAGCUUGUGCGUCCUUCAGUUCCCGGUGUUAAAGUAUUCUCACCCUUAUGUCAGCGUCCAGUCAUAUAUAUGGUGUGUGAGUGAGUGUGUGACUGUGUGUGUGCGUGAGUGUGUGUGUGUCUGUGUGUAUGGGGGGGUGUUAGAGUGUGUGUCUAUGAGUGUGUGAGUAUAUGAGUGUGUGAAUAUGUGAGUGUGUGUGUGUGUGUAUCUGUGUCUGUGCAUUUUCUAAGGGAAUAAAUCAAGAGAGAAGUAGAGUCAUUUCUAUAGACUUCUAUACAACCAGAGGAGUCGCCCCCUGGUGGUCAGUGGAGAGAAUGCAGAUUUAACACAUGAAGCAUAGACUUCUAUACAACCAGUGGAGUCGCCCUCUAGUGGUCAAGAGAGAGAAUGCAGCUUUAACACAUGAAGCAUAGACUUCUAUACAACCAAAGGAGUCACCCCCAACCAGAGGAGUUUCCCCCUGGUGGUCAAGAGAGAGAAUGCAGCUUUAACACAUGAAGCAUGGACUUCUAUACAACCAAAGGAGUCACCCCCAACCAGAGGAGUUUCCCCCUGGUGGUCAAGAGAGAGAAUGCAGCUUUAACACAUGAAGCAUAGACUUCUAUCCAACCAGAGGAGUCGCCCCCUGGUGGUCAGUAGAGAGAAUGCAGGUUUUAUGACACCCCCGCUUCGACUUCCUUCAGUUGCCGCCUUUUGUUAAAUUUCGGGAAGAGUUAACAGCAACGAAGUGUGAGCCAAGAGACUCGUGUGCAGUCGUCAACUUCACGAUAACUUCACGUCAACUUCACAUUAACUUCACGUCAACUUCACUUAUAAUAUAUAUAUAUAUAUAUAUAUAUAUAUAUAUAUAUAUAAAUGUCUUUUCACCACCAGAUGAAGGGAUCAGGGUGCGAUGAAUGCUUUUGGAAAUGAGAGAUUUUUCCUUGGUGCUCACACAGGCCGAUAACAUCCACCAAUAUUUAUCCUGAAUCCAUAAUGUAAUGUAAUCUUUUUUUAAAUUGAAGAAUUAUAAUAUAUUAUCAAAGACAUUUCUGUUUUUAAAAGUCAAGAGUAUUAUAUCUGCUUAG